GCAGCAUCGAUCAACCAACAACAUCAACGCCAGCGAUUUUGCCAGGAUGAAGGCUGGACAACGAAGCUGCCACGAUAUACUCCGUACAGCCAUUGCAACCGGUGCACUUACAACAACGAUAACCACCUCUCCCUUUUAAUCAACGCCCACUUUCACCCAGGAACCAUGACUUGGCCCGGUUCCUCUCUAUUCUGGCAUCACUGAUUCCAUUACUAUUCUCGCCGCACUCGCCUCCAGCAAGAAUGAGCCCAAAAGGGUUUUCUCAGUUCCAGUUCCCGCCACCUUCGGGUGCUCCACCAUCAUCCCAGACCACUCGAACCCUCCGUAGAUACCAAUCGCACCAAAGUCUCUCAUCGCAUUCCCCAACUUUCCCACCUCAACCCCGCCCACCCCUCCACCGCAAUACCGCCAGCCACCGGGAGCGUACAGAAGAAAAUGCGGCCUCCCAAAAUAUGCAACCACAUGUGCCAAUGACACGUACUCGAGCUCGAACUCGAUCGAAUAGCGAUGUCACCGCUAAUAGCCUCGCCGCUUUCCAGCAACAACAUCAGCAGUACCACGACCACGAGCAUCACCAACCCCAGCCUCAUAAGCGACCUACUGGUGGAAGAAAGUCAGGGUCAUUGGGACUCCAAGGGAAGCGGUCUGGUUUGGAUGCUUUGCUACGGGAAGGCCCGCCGGAAGACAGCAUUGCAAGUGGUUUACAGGACCUAAGAUAUCUUGUUCUGUCCAAUAGGGUUGAUUCUGACAGCGAUGGAAUGUCCCCGAAUCGCAUUUACCUUUGGCUAGCCCUUCUUAACGUUGCACCUCUGCCAACGGAUGAAUAUCUUUCGCUUGUCCAUCGAGGACGUUCUCCGGCAUAUACAAAAAUCCGCAAUGAUACUUUCCGCACUUUAGCUACAGACCCUCUUUUCAAGCGCCGUGUCACAGAGGCGAGUUUGAUUCGCCUGCUCAAUGCCGUUGCCUGGAAAAUCCACGACUCGAAAGAAGAAACCGCAAAACUCUCUUCCUUAUACCAACAAUCAUGUCAUCCCAGAAACCCCUCACCAGAGCCCUCGCCGUCCACAACAGACGGUUUCUCCUCCGCCCCUUGUAACACCCCUUCUACAACUUCACAUGCAACCUCUGAAUCCGCAAUCUACGUACAAGGAAUGAAUGUCCUCUGCGCCCCAUUUUUAUACGCUUCCAGGAGUGAAGUAGAAGCAUUUGCUCUUUUUCAUUAUUUUGUCACCCGAGAAUGUCCUGGGUAUGUUAGAGGCACUAUGGACGGGGUACAUAAAGGACUUAAGCUUGUGGAUAGAUGUUUGGAGGUCGUCGAACCCAAACUAGCAAACCACCUGUUUAGGAAGGGAAUGUAUGCUGAAUUGUAUGCAUUCCCCUCUGUUCUCACGCUAUGUGCCUGCACUCCGCCGCUGCCUGAGGUCUUGCACCUCUGGGAUUUCCUUUUCGCUUACGGACCGCAUCUAAAUAUUCUGUGCAUUGUUGCUCAGCUAAUUAGGUUGCGGGAUACAAUUUUGGCAAGUCCAAGUCCAAACAAAAUUCUACGGUCGCUUCCUGCACUAGAUGCCAAAGAAAUCAUUGCUCUUACUGUCUUGAUCGUACGAAAAAUUCCUGACAACCUGUACGAGGAACUUGUUACUCAUGCUCAAUAAACUCUCCCACCUAUUAGAACGACUUUUCUUUCUGAUUGUUUUCCUCGUUUUCGUUCUUCCAUUCCCUCGAUCUAUUUUUUUGAUUCCUCCAUCCAAAGGGGUUCUAUUGAUAUUUUACUACUUAUCUUUGGUCCCCAUUUCUUGGCCAUUUGGACCACCCAAAUGCCUCAACAUUGCUUAUUUGAUGGUUAUUUUCACUUAUCUCCUCAAUAAGUUUUUUAGCCUUGUGUCCUGUUGUCUUUGCCUAGUUUUACACAAGGCUCGGGAAUUUAGUAGCCCGGAUGGCUUGAUACAAGAGAAGUAUUUUCUUUGUUUUGUUUGAGUGGAUGAAGAAAACGAAUAUAUGUGUAUAUUAGAUUCCAUAAUGCUGCUGAUGAUUAUUAUGAAAAUAUAAUGAGAAAGAUGGGCGGGGGUUAUUUAGCUAUCAAUAUCAGUUUCUCUCACUGAA
Messenger RNA from Blastomyces dermatitidis ER-3, 2100 nucleotides. Its product is annotated as cell cycle arrest protein BUB2. The record is from RefSeq and is a predicted model, not a curated record. The transcript has 3 exons. Bases 243 to 1652 code for a protein of 469 amino acids. NCBI's taxonomy places the organism in Eukaryota, Fungi, Ascomycota, Eurotiomycetes, Onygenales, Ajellomycetaceae. Gene Ontology annotation, biological process: activation of GTPase activity; negative regulation of septation initiation signaling. Gene Ontology annotation, molecular function: GTPase activator activity. Gene Ontology annotation, cellular component: mitotic spindle pole body.